Messenger RNA from Dufourea novaeangliae, 519 nucleotides. Its product is annotated as allergen Api m 6-like. The record is from RefSeq and is a predicted model, not a curated record. Bases 29 to 283 code for a protein of 84 amino acids. The transcript has 3 exons. NCBI's taxonomy places the organism in Eukaryota, Metazoa, Arthropoda, Insecta, Hymenoptera, Halictidae.
UAUCCCUCGAAUAAUCUAUCAGACCAAGAUGUCUCGUUUGUUCUUCACUUUGUUUGUCGUCUUGGCAGUGUUUUCCAUUGCGGCUUUGAGCGAGGAACGUAAAAGAUGCCCGAGGAACGAGGUCUGGUCCGAAUGUGGUGGACGUUGCCAAGCAACCUGCCAAAAUCAAAACCCGAUCUGCCCUCUAAUCUGCGAACCGGGAUGCGUGUGCAGAAAAGGUCUGAUUAGGAGCAGCCCAAAGGGCAGAUGUAUUCAGAAGUGUAAAUGUAAUCAUGUUAACUAAUUAUCAUGUUAAAAAGUGGAUUUAUAAAGUCAUCACCGAGAGUGUCUCCAAGAAAUGAUAUUCUUUUUAAAAGUGAAAGGAAUGUUUCGAGAAUAACAAAGUUGUACAUUUUAAAAGAAUCUUUAGAAACAUUUCGUUAUGUUAGGUCGUGCAAUGUUCGCACUUAAUUGCCGAACCGUUACACGAUCUUUAGAAUUUUGAAACCGAAAAUAAAGCACACUUAGAUUGUUUCGUAA